This is a messenger RNA of Peromyscus eremicus (cactus mouse), 594 nucleotides long. Its product is annotated as zinc finger protein 120-like. Lineage: Eukaryota; Metazoa; Chordata; Mammalia; Rodentia; Cricetidae. The annotation marks the transcript as partial. The transcript has a single exon. Gene Ontology annotation, biological process: regulation of transcription by RNA polymerase II. Gene Ontology annotation, molecular function: DNA-binding transcription factor activity, RNA polymerase II-specific; RNA polymerase II cis-regulatory region sequence-specific DNA binding. The record is from RefSeq and is a predicted model, not a curated record.
AUGCAUAAAAGAACACAUACUGGAGAGAAACCCUAUGAAUGUAAUCAGUUUGGUAAAGCCUUUGCAAGUCAUAACAAUCUUAAUAGACAUAAAAGGAUACAUACUGGAGAGAAACCCUAUGAAUGUAGUCAAUGUGAUAAAGCCUUUGCAUGUCAUAGUAAUCUUCAAAUGCAUAAAAGAACACAUACUGGAGAGAAACCCUAUGAAUGUAAUCAGUGUAGUAAAGCCUUUGUAAGUCACAGUCGUCUUCAAAUACAUACAAGAACACAUACUGUACAGAAACCCUAUGAAUGUAAUCAGUGUUGUAAAGCCUUUGCAUAUCAUGGUACUCUUCAAAGGCAAAAAAGAAGACAUACUGAAGAGAAACCCUAUGAAUGUAGUCAGUGUGGUAAAGCCUUUGAAUGUCAUAGUACUCCUCACAGGCAUAAAAGAACACAUACUGGAGAGAAACCCUACAAAUGUAAUCACUGUGGUAAAGCCUUUGCAUGUCAUAGUAAUCUUCAAAUGCAUAAAAGAACACAUACUGGAAAGAAACCCUAUGAAUGUAAUCAGUGUGGUAAAGCCUUUGCACAUAAUAGUACUCUUCAAAGGCAU